Molecule: messenger RNA, 804 nt
Organism: Penicillium longicatenatum
Lineage: Eukaryota; Fungi; Ascomycota; Eurotiomycetes; Eurotiales; Aspergillaceae
Product: PEX11 domain protein
Exons: 4
Coding region: 1-804 (267 amino acids)
Biological process (GO): peroxisome fission; regulation of peroxisome size
Cellular component (GO): peroxisomal membrane
Source: RefSeq, a predicted model, not a curated record
AUGUCCUCAAAACUCACCCGUUUCGUCAACAAUGGCGCCGGUCUAGAAAAGACUCUUCGCAUGAUCCAAUCCGUAGCGCAAAUCGCCGCAGUUUUCACCGUCGGCAGUACUGCCGUGCAAUUGACGACCGCCAAGUUGCAAUUGGCUCUGACUCGACGAUUCUUCCGCUUCUUUGGGUUCCUUCAAUCCUUCGAGCGGGUAUCUACCCUCCUUUCGAAUGGGGGAAUUGGUUCUGUAGCCGGUUGGAUAGACCUCGCUAAAUGGACUUGCUUCAGUCUGUAUUUCGUACUUGAGGAUUUGACAAUCCUGCAUGCUAUGGGUGUCUAUGCGGUGCCAUGGGAGGAACAGGUCAUGCGUGAGGCUAAUACCUUCUGGUUCUAUGCAAUUUCGCUCUCAAUUCUUGGCUCUGUUUAUGCGCUUCUGUUCUCUGGGGCUUCUGGGCAGAAGGCCAAGUCCAAGGAUGGCAAGAAGAACAUCAACGAGAAGAACGGGAAGACGGAAAAGGUUGGGAAGGCUGAGAAGCCUGCUCCUGGUGUGAAUGCCUCGGCCUUGAUGAAAGACCUUGUAGUGGAUGGGUGUGACAUUCUACUCCCUGUGACACUUUUGGGUUGGUAUCAUCCUGGUGAUCUUGUCGUUGGUGGCACAAUGGCGUUGAGUACGUGGUUGACCGGGUCGAGCAUCUGGGCUCAGAGCGAAGACAAAAAGAUGGACUCGCGGGGAAUCGAACCCCGGACCACUCCCAUGCUAAGGGAGUAUUAUACCACUAAACCACAAGCCCAUUUGAUGAAGAGGGUGUCAUUAUAA